Sitophilus oryzae (rice weevil) is the source of this 1685-nucleotide messenger RNA. It is a transcript of the gene ScsbetaA, whose product is annotated as succinate--CoA ligase [ADP-forming] subunit beta, mitochondrial. The transcript is spliced from 7 exons. The record is from RefSeq and is a predicted model, not a curated record. Lineage: Eukaryota; Metazoa; Arthropoda; Insecta; Coleoptera; Curculionidae. Gene Ontology annotation, biological process: tricarboxylic acid cycle; succinyl-CoA metabolic process. Gene Ontology annotation, molecular function: succinate-CoA ligase (ADP-forming) activity; metal ion binding; ATP binding. Gene Ontology annotation, cellular component: succinate-CoA ligase complex; mitochondrion. Bases 101 to 1453 code for a protein of 450 amino acids.
GAUCUUUAUCUGUCACUUUGACAAGUACACUAGGUCAAGGGCCAUAGAAAGUUUAAUUAAAGUUAUUUCAUUGUAAAAUUAGUAAAAAAGAUAAACGACAAUGGCUACUCUGCUAAGAACGUUGGCAGUGGCAGAGAAUUCAGUCCUUAAAAAUGGCACUAAGAUAUUAGGACCUGCCACUAAUGGUCGCUGGAAUUUGCAAGUGCAGCAACAAAGAAACUUGAAUGUUCACGAACAUAUCAGUUAUUCUCUGUUAAAAGAGGCAGGCAUUACGGUUCCAAACUUUGGUGUAGCCCGUACUAAACAGGAGGCGCGGAAAAUUGCCCAGGAUUUAAACACUAAAGAUCUGGUGCUUAAAGCUCAGGUUUUAGCAGGUGGUCGCGGUAAAGGUCAUUUUAAAAAUGGGCUUAAGGGUGGUGUACGCAUGGUAUACUCACCUGAAGAGGCAGAGGAUAUUUCUGGACAAAUGCUUGGUCAAUAUUUAGUAACUAAACAGACAGGCGAAAAAGGAAGAAUAUGUAAUGCCGUGAUGGUUGCACAAAGAAAGUUUCCCAGAAAAGAAUUUUACUUUGCAGUUAUGAUGGAGAGAGCUUUUUCUGGCCCAGUAAUUAUUGCAUCCUCCCAAGGAGGUAUCAAUAUUGAAGAAGUAGCAGCUGAAAAUCCAGAUGCUAUUAUUUACGAACCUGUGGAUAUUAUUAAAGGUUUGUCCAGGGAACAAGCUGAAAGAGUAGCUGUUAAAGUUGGUCUGGAAUCUCAAAAAGAGAAAACAGUUGAUAUGCUACUGAAAUUGUAUGAUUUGUUUGUUAAAAAGGAUGCAUUGCUUAUUGAAAUUAAUCCAUAUGCAGAAGAUGCAGGUGAAACAUAUUUCUCAUUGGAUGCUAAAUUUCGAUUUGAUGACAAUGCUGCCUUUAGACAAAAAGAACUUUUUGCUCUCAGGGAUUGGACUCAAGAAGAUGAAAAAGAAGUAGCAGCUGCUCAAUUUGAUUUGAACUACAUCGCCCUAGACGGCAAUAUCGGCUGCAUGGUAAACGGAGCGGGUCUUGCCAUGGCCACUAUGGACAUUAUCUCUUUGCACGGGGGUUCACCAGCCAACUUCUUGGAUGUAGGCGGUGGUGCCACAGCUUCGGCCGUCAAAGAAGCGUUUAAAAUCAUCACUGCUGAUCCUAAGGUUCACGCGAUUCUGGUGAAUAUUUUCGGCGGUAUCAUGAGAUGCGACGUGAUCGCCGAGGGCAUCAUCGCAGCUGCCAAAGAACUGAGUCUCAAGAUGCCAAUCGUGUGCCGGUUACAAGGAACCAACGUGGACGACGCCAAAGUACUCAUCGCCAGUUCCGGCUUGAAAAUCUUACCGGUCGACAACCUCGACGAAGCUGCCCGACUGGCCGUCAAACUGUCAAACAUCGUCAGUCUUGCGAGAGACGCUAAAUUAGAUAUCAAUUUCGAAAUGCCGCUGUAAACGAUACUAACGAAUAUUUAUCAAGGGUAUUACCUAUUUAAAGUGUACGAUAAUUUUAACAUAAUUAAAAUGUUUCCUGUAAGCUGUUAAAUAAAAUGUAUUAUUCACACCAAACCAUUAUAUACUUAUAAAGAAACCGAACAUGCCAGUGAUGUUAUGCUUAUAAAAUGUAAUUAUACUAUUCCUUGAUAUUUAUUUGAAGACGAAAGUUUUUUUUAACGGGAUUUAAGGG